Molecule: messenger RNA, 4104 nt
Organism: Ambispora gerdemannii
Lineage: Eukaryota; Fungi; Glomeromycota; Glomeromycetes; Archaeosporales; Ambisporaceae
Source: the annotation of a GenBank genome assembly
AUGAGUCAAGAAGGAGGAGGUGCUGUCUACAACUUUAUGUUAGGGUGUGCAAAAUGGGCCAGUUGGGUGUAUUUUAAACAGUUAAAAGUGGUGAACAAAGAGAGGGUACCAAAACAUCGUCCUGUGAUAAUUGCUGCAACCCACAGUAACAUGGUCAUAGAUCCUGCAAUGGUGUUGGCGACAAUUCCACACGAUCGUCAAGUUCAUUUUUGGGCCAAAAACGACUUUUUCCAAAACAAAUUGGUUGGAAAACUCUUCUCAUCCGCCGGUGUGGUACCAGUUGAUCGAACUACGCGUAAUAAUCAGUUAUUGUUUAAAGCUACUUUCGAGACAUUGGAAAAGGGUGGUCUUGUUGCUGUCUUUCCCGAAGGAACGUCGGCAACGCUACCACAUUUAUUGCCAAUAAAAGAUGGUGCAUCUUGGGCAGCAUUAGAAUUCGCUUAUAAGCUAUUUCAAGAGGGCAAACUAGAUGGAGGCGGUGGUGAAACUGCAGUGAUUAUUCCGGUUGGUAUUACUUAUACGGAUAAGUCACGGUUUAGAAGUGACGUAAUUGUGAGAUACGGGGAUCCGAUAACUGUAGACUCAUUACUACAUGAUUUUGAAAGAGAUCCCAAGUCGGCCGUUAAACAAUUAACCGGGGAAAUUGAAAAGGCGCUUUAUGCACUAACUAUUAACGCGCCUGAUUGGGAUAUAUUCAAUGCAGCUAAGAUGGCACGAAUAAUAUUAUUCUCCGACAAGGAUCCACCAUAUAAAUUGGAAGAUUAUGUAAAAAUUACGCAAAAUUUUAUAAAUUUCUUCCGAAACUCAUCAGACGCUGAAUCACAACAACAAAUCAUCAUCAAAAGACUUCAACAGGAUCUUUUAACAUAUCAUCGCCAAUUGCAACAACUAAAUCUCACCGAAUUUGAAAUAUGUAAAUAUUCAAAAGACCGAGUUACCCCUGUAUCAGCGUUAAUCAGCUUAACUGGACAAUUUUUGAGUUUAUUCCUACAAGCACCUUUCUUUCUACCUGGUCUAAUAAUCCAUCUUCCGGUCUAUGCACUCGGGAAAUUGGUGGCAUUACGAGAGGAGUAUGAGGAAUCUCGAUCACAAGAUAAAGUGUUUAUUGCACUUGUACUUCUCCCACCACUCUAUAGUCUACUAUUCUAUCAACUAUGGUCAUGGACCGGUUUCGGUUUACGUGGAUUCUGGGCAACUACUAUCAUAAUACCGACAAUUUUGAUUUAUCAUUAUUAUUUAUUGGAUGAAAGAUAUGCAAUGUUCAAACAGUUUAUAAAGAGUUGGCGGAUAUUUAAGGUGGUUGUGUUGCUGAAAUUGAUGAAAUACGGAAAACGAGAAUUUUCUGAUUUGUCGCCUAAUCAAAUCGACGAAAUGGUUAAGUUACGAGAACGAUGUUUAGUCACAUUAAAAAAGAUCUUUUUACAAACGACAAUUAGUAAUGGAAAGGUUGAUAUGGUUUUAGGCUUGCAUAUGGAGGCAAGGACCGGAAUGGCAGCCAAUAGUGAAACACGAGUGUAUUGGAAUGUUAACGAGGAAAAAAGCACCGCUCGCUUGGUAGAAUUGGGAGUAGUUACAUUUGUGCGUAUAAGUGACAACGUAUGGUGGAUAUUUGUGUUUCGAACUUACCGAGGAUGGGAUUAUAUGCUUUGUGUCGACGAGAUCAUUCAUGUUAUCAUGGAAUCAUCGUGGCGAUCAUCAUCAUUAUCUGCGAUUAUUUAUGCUAAUAAGAAUUUUGUUGCAUUGCAGAUCACGGAUAAAGCUAUAAAUACGGAUCAAAAGGACUCGUUUUCACAGCAUCAAAAUGAAUACAACAACAGCAGCAAUAAAUUAAUAACGUCCGAUCAAAGUAGCAAUAAUGCUGCAGUUGUCCCGUCAAGAUCUUUUUCAACAUCAUCACAAUUUUCGGCCGCAUCACCGCUCUUUCCACUUUCUUCUACCACAGAAUCAUCAUCUACGUCAUCAUCAAUUCAUUCCCCCAGCACUAAUACUACUAAUUCCCAAUUUAAUUAUCGGUCUCUUUAUAAUAGUGCAUUACAUUAUGACACAACGACAAAUCAUUCACAGCAGCCGCAACAGCAAAACACUACUCAUCAUCAUCAAAUUCCAUCUUCCCUUUCUCUUCCUACACAACAACCAUCUGCUCUACUAAGUUAUCCUUCAUCUUCAGAUUCGCCUGCCGCUGCAGAUAAAAUUCAUAUCGAGAAUAAUCAAAUGAAUUAUACAAGGGGAGGAGACAUAAAUGAGCAUCGUAAUUCAUUACCAAUUCCAUCUUUAUCUUCAUCCGGACAAACUUUAAUGACUGAUCUUAUGACUCGUCGUGAAUCAGUAUCACAUUCUAUUUCAAAUAAGAAUGAUUCAUUAGAUACUAACAAUUAUAACUACAAUCAUCAGCAAUAUUAUAAUCAACCAGUGUUGACACCAUCAGCACCACAAAAACGUCAAAAACCGUCAUAUUCAUACCCUUUAUUAAAUUCAACUACACAAAAGCAACAGCCUCAUCUGCAGAAUUAUUCAAUCGCUGCUUCUAAUCAACAUCAGCAUCAUCAUCACGAAAACUCUGAAUCAUUAACCUCACAACGUCAAUCACAAACACAAUAUUACGAGUCAUCGUCAUCAAAUUCCAAUAAUAAUUAUCAUCAACAGCCAAUUAAUAAUGAUUAUCAUCAAUAUAGUCAUAAUCACCAUCAUCAGCAACAACCACCUCUUGUUACUGCUGCUACCUCUCUUCACAACCACCAUCAUACGCUGCCUUCGUUGUCAUCUGAAAUCGGUUCUCCUAAAUCAAAAAAACGAGCCCGUAUCGUGGCGACAAAACCAAAGCAGCCAAUAUUGAUGUCUGAAUAUCAACAACAGCAACAGAUGACUCAAGAAAAAGAAUCAUAUUUUCAAUACGUCACUUCUAUUCCAACAAAAGAGAACGACAACAGCGAAGAGGAGGAAGAACUACGAAGAAAACAAAGCAAUCAAACGUUUGUCGACGCUUCUUCACGUUCAAUUGAUCAUCAUCAAUAUCGUCAAAAGGAGAAGAAAUCGAUAAUCACACCAAAACAAGAACAAGUAGUUAAAUUGGAAGAUUCACCUCCACCUUCACCCAAUAAAAAUGUAAACUAUAAUCGAUUUGAGAUUAAAAAUCAGGAUGAUAUUAUUAGCAAUAAGGCUAUUGGAUUUUCUCAGCCUGAAAUUGAUGCUGUCAACGUGAUUCAAAAUUUAAAACGAGACUAUCCAAUCAGUAUUAAUAAUAAUCACAAUUGUACUUCCUUCUCUUUCUCAUCUACCGAGGAUAAAAAUCGACGACGAAUCAAGUCAAAACCCGUGAUUACGGAGAUCACGACGACUUAUGUUAAAAAUGACUCCAAGAUUAAACAAGAAGAGAAUGAUGACGUUAAGAUCCAAUUCGUCGAGUCACCGCAAUCAAUUUCAUUUCCUUCUUCGAUUUCUGAUCCAGAAAUUGCUGAAAAAGAACAAGCGACAAUCGAGAUUUUACAAUCGAUGAUGAAUAAUAGGCGUGCUAGUACUGAGAAUACUGCUGUCACUAGAGCUUCUACUGGGUCUUCUUCAUCAACAUUAGUCACUAGCAUUUCAGAAUCAUCGGUAGCUAAUGAAGGUAUAAUCAGUAAUAAAACGAGCGAUAAAGCGAAUAAAGAUAUUCCGCUUUCUCGGCUUCCAAGUCGCAAAGGAAGUAACGAUAAAAUCAAUACUAGCACCAAUAGUAUUGAUAGUAUUCUCGCUGCUGCUGAAAUCGUGGACCCGAAAAUUGACACUACUGCUCCUGCUAAUAUCGAGAAUUCGGAUGAUGAUUUGGCAAUGGAUGAUGGAUCCGAAGACGAGACAAGCGAGGUGAAACGUAAGGAAUCAUUUCGACCAGCUUCGUCGACUAUUAGUAAUACUGCUGCUACUUCGUCCUCAACUUCUUCGUAUCUUAAAGAGGCUUUGUAUCGUAAAGAAACACAACAACGACAGGAAUCUCAAUAUAAAUCUGAUGAUAUGUUGACAGAAGAGGAAGAAGAGGAAAUUAUAAUGGUGGAUUCAAAAGUAUCAACAAAUCAGGGUCAAAGUCAACCUUUAUCUGCUCCCACGGAUUCUUUCUCAAAAAACAUAAACUGA